AGAUUUGUCAAAAGAAAGCAUUGAUGAAUGUUGAUGAUAUCAGUUUCGGAAUCCACCGGUUGUGUAAUAAUUAAAGAAAGCGACUAGGCGCAUAAUUUGUUUAUAUGCACGAAUGUUAUGGUAAAAAAAACAGUUUAUAAUAAUGACUGAUCAAAACCUUUUCGGCUAUGAGGGCGGAGGUCAAACUGAAAUUGCUCCAGGCAGUUCCAACACAAAGGGAGCCUACAAGUUUACACCGGAAGAAUUACAAGUGCUUCAACAAUGUAACAACGAAAGUUUCUUCAAGCGUUCGUUGCCGCUAGGUACUCUGUUAGGUUUGGGGACUUUCAUGGGUGUACAAAAAGGUCAUUUCAAAGCAAGUCCUCGAUUUGGCGCCUUUCCAAAAGUAACACUAGCCGUGAUUGUGGGGUACUUCCUGGGCAAGAUUUCUUACCAGCGAGCAUGUGCCGAGAAGCUCAUGGCUCUUCCUGGUAGUUACAUUGGACAAUUACUGAGAGACAAAAAAAGUCCAAGCAGAAGUUAUCAGUCAUCUGCAUCUAUGUUUGGAGCAUCUUCUGGAGAUAUUUACUCAGAUGCUGGACCUGGCAGCUCUCUCAACCUCGACACAGACCGACCUUUAUUCAAUGAGGACUCAUAUCAUCCUCCAGACUCUGACAUUGGUUCUGCACCUGGCAGUCCAGAAAAUUCCCCAUCAAAGACGCUUUCCUAUGAGGAGUUACGGCGUAAGAAUAGAGGGGAUUACAAUGAAUCACGCCAGGAACCAUACAAAAUCCAACCAAACACAGCACCAAUUGUGACAAGGGCACAACCUUCCCCUCAGAGCCCGACCAACAAGUAUGGAGAUACUAUGGAGUAGAAACAUAUUUCAAGGUUAUCUGAAUGUAGAUUCUAUAGUUUAUGUAACAAAGGUGGUUUUAGGGUUUUGUAACAAAAUGGCAAAUGUAACACUUAAUGUCGCAAUUCUGUCCAUCACAAGCAUCAUAACAAUAUGGAAGGCACAAAUUUUUGCAUAUAGUUGAAUAUUAUUUGACAGUAAUGUAAGUCUUAAAGUAUGUUAUUUAUUUAAAUUUCAUCCAUUUUAAUCCAUCUCAAAAAUGCUUACCUAGAUUUUAAGACAUUUAAUAUUUUAAUACUCUUAUGUAUUCUGAAUUGAUAUGCAUGUCUAAAAGAUGGCUCAGACUAAGCAUUGCUAAUAUUAUAUUAUAGUAAAAACUUGCAUAUGCAUGCUUACCCAUAUAAUUUAUAUAAUAACACUCUUUAAAAGUUUCUUUACUCAAAUGGAUCUCGAAGCAUUUAUUAGUAUGAUAAAUUUUAUAAAGAAAAGCUUUCAGUUGUUACACAUGCACUUUUAUUGUCUUCAGUUGCCAUUAAGUUUCAAUCUGUAUAAUCAUGUAAAGCAUUAUAAAUAAAGUACAUUAGAUAUU
Molecule: messenger RNA, 1424 nt
Organism: Leptidea sinapis
Lineage: Eukaryota; Metazoa; Arthropoda; Insecta; Lepidoptera; Pieridae
Product: OCIA domain-containing protein 1-like
Exons: 6
Coding region: 143-856 (237 amino acids)
Cellular component (GO): endosome
Source: RefSeq, a predicted model, not a curated record